AACGACACAACAAGUCUACUCAGCACUUACCUUAAAAUGAACCAAUCCUUAUCGUUUCCCAUUCGCCCCCUCCCCUCCCUCUUAAACCAGCGUCGGCCCACCGCAUCCCAAACCAUAUUAUAACAAAAAUCCUUCAAAAAACCGUCCAGAUCCAUCAUCUCUCUUCACUCUUCUUCUUCUAAUGGCUUCUUCUUCUUCUUCUUCUUCUUCUCUGUUGUACCUCUUCGUCUUCUCCUUCCUCUCCGCUCUAAUCAUUUCCAAAUCUCAGAUCUCUGACUCCCUCAACGGACUCGUUUUCCCUGUUUUUAAAGACCUACCAACCCGUCAAUACGUCGCACAGAUUCGCCUCGGUGACUCUCCCGAGCCGCUCAAGCUCGUCGUCGAUCUCGCCGGUUCGAUUCUCUGGUUUGAUUGUUCCUCUGGUCCCUCGUCGUCACGGAGUCUUAUCUCCGGUAGCUCUAGCGGCUGUCUUAAGGCUAAAGCUGGGAAUGGAAAAGUGUCAUCAUCAUCGCGUGGAGACGCCAAGGAUUGCGAAUUGCUUGUUAGAAACGGCGCCGUUGGAAUUACGGCGAGAGGAGAGCUUUUCAGUGACGUCAUGUCAUUUGGAUCUGUUGCUUCUCCUGGAACCGUUGAUCUGCUUUUCGCCUGUGCCCCACCGUGGCUGUUAAGUGGGCUCGCUAGUGGAGCCCGUGGAGUAAUGGGCUUAGGAAGGGCCCAGAUCUCUCUCCCUUCGCAACUCGCCGCCGUAACUAACGAACGUCGUCGUUUGGCUGUUUACCUGUCGCCGUUAGACGGCGUCGUGUCGACGAGUUCGGUUGAGGAGGUUUUCGGAGUUGCUGCGUCCAGAUCAUUGGUUUACACGCCUCUGUUAACCGGCUCGAGUGGCGAUUACGUAAUUAACGUGAAAUCGAUCAGAGUCAACGGGGAAAAGCUCUCCGUGGAUGGUCCGUUAGCGGCGGAGCUGAGUACGGUGGUUCCAUACACGAUGCUGGACAGCUCUAUCUACGCAGUAUUCGUUGAAGCUUACGCUAAAGCUGCGACUACUAUAGCUACACCACCGGUGGCUCCCGUCGCACCGUUCGGGCUCUGCUUCAAGAGUGAGGUAGAUUUACCGGCUGUAGAUAUGGCGUUGCAGAGCGAGAUGGUGAGGUGGAGGAUCCAGGGGAAGAAUCUAAUGGUGGAUGUUGGUGGUGGAGUCCGAUGCUUGGGGAUUUUAGACGGCGGCUCAAGUCGGGUCAACCCGAUUGUAAUGGGCGGGUUACAAUUAGAAGGCUUGAUAUUGGAUUUCGAUUUGGGCAACUCAAUGAUGGGUUUUGGACAAAGAACACACUCUGAUACAGCUUCCUUGUAAUAUCAACCUCUGUAACACAUCUAAUUAACUGGUAGAUAUUAUCUUCAAUUUUGAUCUCUUUUGUUUGUACUUUGUAUCUGUUUUUUCACGCAUUUGUUGUACUAAUAGAUUCAAAGCAUAGUUUCUAGCUU
Molecule: messenger RNA, 1482 nt
Organism: Camelina sativa (false flax)
Lineage: Eukaryota; Viridiplantae; Streptophyta; Magnoliopsida; Brassicales; Brassicaceae
Product: putative aspartic proteinase GIP2
Biological process (GO): proteolysis
Molecular function (GO): aspartic-type endopeptidase activity
Source: RefSeq, a predicted model, not a curated record